This is a messenger RNA of Cucurbita moschata (crookneck pumpkin), 923 nucleotides long. RefSeq names its product CAP-Gly domain-containing linker protein 1-like. Lineage: Eukaryota; Viridiplantae; Streptophyta; Magnoliopsida; Cucurbitales; Cucurbitaceae. Bases 256 to 729 code for a protein of 157 amino acids. The record is from RefSeq and is a predicted model, not a curated record. The transcript is spliced from 7 exons.
UUCAAAUUAAUAUAACCACAACAUACAUAUUGAAAGCUAUUUUGAAAGGGAGCGAUUGGGUUUUGGUUAAAAAUUCAAAUCUUGGACAAAACUCGUCCCCAUCUCUCCUCUCAUUGUUCUUCUUUCUCCCCCUCAAUUCCCUCAAAUUUUGAAUUUUGAUCUCCAUUUCACCCUCACCCACCCUUUUUAAAACCCUAAUUUUUCAACUCAUCAGAUUCUGAAUCUCCAUUUCAGGCCGAUUCGAUCCCUGCUUCAAUGGCGAACGCCGACUCUUCCACUCCCUCCACCCCUGCCCCCGUUCCUACAUCAGCCAAGAAGGAGAAUCUCACCCCCAUUGGCUUGAAAAUUAUGGAAUUGAACGAAUCAAGAGCAGAGCUGCUUGAUAGAAUUCAAUUUCUUAAGCAGGAUCUCCAGAAUUGGAGGUUAAAGCUAGACACACAAGUUAAUACCUACCGAAGUGAACUGUCUGAACUCAAGAAAUCGCUCAACGUUGAGGUGGAGCAACUUCGCACGGAAUUCAGAGAACUAAGGACAACCCUUCAGCAGCAACAAGAAGAUGUGACAACUAGCCUGAGGAACUUGGGUGUUCAGGAUGAUUCUAAGGACAACAACAAGACUCGACAUCAACAUCCUGUAGCGGAAAGCAGCGACAAGGAAGACGAAGACGAGGGUAAGAAGGAUGGACUCCAUGGCUUAACAGAGGGUAAGGGAAAUGAAGCUGAAAAUUAAGAGAAUUUCCAUUGUGUUCGUAAUGUGGCGAUGGAUUUCCACGUUUGACUGUUUUUCAAAGCUUUGUAAUGGGAUUGAUAAGAUUUUCCCGGCAUUUAAGGAAGCAUUGAAUUUGUAAGUGUAAUUUUUUACACGCACAUCAACAUUAAUAAGUUCAUUCUUCAAGGAUAUAUGUAUUUAAUUUUUGGGAAGCA